AUCCUCACCGCGCCGCCUAACGUCAAGAUGCCCAAAGUUUACAAGCCCGGAAAAGUCGCCAUCGUCCUACAGGGCCGCCAGGCAGGCAAGAAGGUUGUUGUUAUCAAACAACUCGAUGAGGGAACCAAGGAGCGACCAUACCCCCAUGCCAUCGUUGCCGGCAUCGAACGCUACCCGCGAAAAGUUACACGGACUAUGGGUGCCAAGAAACUACAGCGGAGAAGCCGCGUUAAGCCUUUCAUUAAGGUGAUUAAUUACUCGCAUCUAUUCCCCACACGUUACGCUUUGGAGUUGGAGGGCUUGAAGAACUCCGUAGCUGCUGAACACUUCAAGGAGCCGUCACAACGGGAGGAUGCACGGAAGACCAUCAAAAAGCUGUUCGAGGAGCGUUACCAGACCGGAAAGAACAAGUGGUUCUUCCAGGCCCUUCGUUUCUGAUCGCUCCUUUUUAUAUUUGUGGUGCUUGGGAGACGACUUGGCAAAACUACAUGUACACCACAUAUGUCCCUACAUGACACAUGCUUUCUAUGCACCAUUGCAUGAUAUUUCUACGUGGACGUGAUGCUUGGUGGUAUAUCGGUGUGACUACUGUAACGUGCAGGCGCAAGUCAUGCAAGUCGCUAAUCAUUUAACCUAUCAUAAAUUCAUUUCGGAAUUUGUGAAAAAAUCGUCGUGCGUCGUCGACUUGGAGUGUAGCAAUGUAACACCAGUCAUCCGAGAA
Molecule: messenger RNA, 721 nt
Organism: Suillus fuscotomentosus
Lineage: Eukaryota; Fungi; Basidiomycota; Agaricomycetes; Boletales; Suillaceae
Product: 60s ribosomal protein l27
Exons: 5
Coding region: 28-438 (136 amino acids)
Biological process (GO): translation
Cellular component (GO): cytosolic large ribosomal subunit; ribosome
Molecular function (GO): structural constituent of ribosome
Source: RefSeq, a predicted model, not a curated record